This is a messenger RNA of Gossypium raimondii (Peruvian cotton), 1832 nucleotides long. RefSeq names its product heat stress transcription factor A-4b. The transcript is spliced from 2 exons. NCBI's taxonomy places the organism in Eukaryota, Viridiplantae, Streptophyta, Magnoliopsida, Malvales, Malvaceae. Gene Ontology annotation, cellular component: nucleus. Gene Ontology annotation, biological process: regulation of transcription by RNA polymerase II. The record is from RefSeq and is a predicted model, not a curated record. The coding region runs from base 429 to 1613 and encodes 394 amino acids. Gene Ontology annotation, molecular function: RNA polymerase II cis-regulatory region sequence-specific DNA binding; DNA-binding transcription factor activity.
UGUUGUUACUAAGUCAUAAGACUCGUAUAAUUAAUAAACCCACUGUUUCCUAUCUCUCUCAUCUUCUUCUUCCUCUUGCUUUUUCCCCAAGUUUUUAUUUUGGAUUGGAUUAGAAACUUCCACCCACGUGUUUGGUUUUUUUAUUUAACUUCAUAUUUUUUCCUCAAUACCCUUUCUAGAUUAUUUUCCUGGAAAAUUUCCCUUUUUUCUUUUCAUAAUCCAACCCUGUUUGACAAUUUUACAUGGGAUAAAGGAAUAUCUACUUUCCUCUGGAUUGUUCUUCAAAGGUUUUUAGGGUUUAAAGGUUUACGUGCUUUCAGUGGAAGUGAUCCUGGUUUCGAUUUAGCUUCUGAAAAUAUCAAUUGUUUUGACUUUUUUGAUUUAAAAAGAAAAAGGAAAACGCAGGCAUAUGCUUGAGUUUGAAUGAAAUGGAAGGAUCGCAGGGAAGUUGUAAUGGGCCGCCGCCUUUUCUUACAAAGACAUACGAGAUGGUGGACGAUCCAGUGACUGAUUCGUUGGUGUCUUGGAGUGAAACUGGUUAUAGUUUCGUUGUAUGGAACCCCCCAGAUUUCUCAAGAGAUUUGCUCCCUAGAUAUUUCAAGCACAACAACUUCUCAAGCUUUGUCCGUCAGCUCAACACCUAUGGGUUCAGAAAGAUAGAUCCUGAUCAAUGGGAGUUUGCAAACGAGGAGUUCAUAAGAGGGCAGAAACAUCUUUUAAAGAACAUUUAUCGACGCAAGCCAAUCCAUAGCCAUUCCUUGAACCGGCAAGGAAGCUCUAGUGUGCCAUUGACUGAGAAAGAGAAGAAGGAAUUUGAGCAAGUGAUCAAGAUGUUGAGUGACGAUAAGAACCGGCUUCAGUUACAGUUGCAGGGUCAUCAAAAAGAGAACGAGGAAUAUCGGUGUCAAGUAAGGCUGUUAUCGGAGCGUUUUCGGAACAUGGAAGAUCGACAACGACGAGUGAUGGUCUCAUUGGCUAGGAUUAUAGACAAACCCCAUGUUCUGUCCCAAUUUCAUGGCAAAAAGAGAAAGUUAUUGAACUGUAACGACUUCAAUGAUGAAUGCAACAUACAAGAUCUUCACAGUUUGGCUUCUCUGAAUGCAAACAUGGGAUUGGACUUGAAACAGAUUGAAGAAUUGGAAUCAUCUAUAAGAUGUUGGGAAACAUUGUUUCUCGAAAUCGGAGAAACUAUAGGUGAAGAAGUGCGCGAUUUCGGGACAUCCUUACGGCCUUCUCCGGUUGUUGUUACCGAAAUACAGACAUCUUCAGGGGACUAUGACAUGGAUGGUGAACUUUACUCACCUUCAUCACACCAUUGCUCCCCUUAUUCAACCGAUAUUAACUCAUCACCUGAGCUGGUAGCCCCUGCUUAUCGUCCUAUCCAUACACCAUCAUUUCACCAUGUCGUAAAUCUCAACCCAAAGCCUCCUGGAAUUGGCCUAAACUCCCAACAUGCUAGUCCACUGGAGACCGAUCAGGCCUCAAAGAACCAGGCAGAAGCAGUGGCGACCGGUUAUACCGUGCCAGGUAGUGUAAACGAUGGCUUCUGGGAAAGGUUUCUAACCGAAGUUCCGGAUACAUCAUCGUAUGCACAAGAGAUCCAGUCAGUUUAGAUUACCUGGCAUAGCAGCUUUCUCCAGAUUAAAGAAUUUAGAGUAGGUUAAGUGAUAGAAGUGAGCUAUGCUAUUAACCAUGUAUUACUUCUGCCACAUACUAUGAUGUAAGGAUAUUAGGUUAGAGGACUCUGUAUUUUUUGGUUUACGUUUAUCUAUCUUCUUUCUCUUAGUUAUUUUAGCAACAAUUUUCACUUUGAAUUGAAGGUUAUUUUUUUA